Messenger RNA from Piliocolobus tephrosceles (Ugandan red Colobus), 292 nucleotides. Its product is annotated as putative inactive carboxylesterase 4. The record is from RefSeq and is a predicted model, not a curated record. The annotation marks the transcript as partial. Lineage: Eukaryota; Metazoa; Chordata; Mammalia; Primates; Cercopithecidae. The transcript is spliced from 3 exons.
GUGCACCCAAGAUCCCAAGGUGGGGAAGUUUCUCUCAGACCUGUUGACUAACAGAAAGGAGAACAUUUCUCUCAAGGUUUCCGAAGACUGUCUUUACCUCAAUAUUUACACUCCUGCUGACUUGACCAAGAAAAACAGGCUGCCGGUGAUGGUGUGGAUCCACGGAGGGGGGCUGAUGGUGGGUGCGGCAUCAACCUAUGAUGGGCUGGCCCUUGCUGCCCAUGAAAACGUGGUGGUGGUGACCAUUCAGUACCGCCUGGGCAUCUGGGGAUUCUUCAGCACAGGGGAUGAA